Messenger RNA from Tupaia belangeri chinensis (Chinese tree shrew), 538 nucleotides. RefSeq names its product zinc finger protein 665-like. The transcript has 3 exons. NCBI's taxonomy places the organism in Eukaryota, Metazoa, Chordata, Mammalia, Scandentia, Tupaiidae. The record is from RefSeq and is a predicted model, not a curated record. Bases 1 to 498 code for a protein of 165 amino acids.
AUGGAAAAUACAUCUCUUAAAUGUGUAAUCAAGCAGUUACCACCAAGAGGAAACAAUACAGGAGAGAUGUUUCAAACAAGAAUUCAUACUGGAGAAAAACCUUACAAACGUAAUGACUGUGGCAAAGCCUUUAAUUCAUACUUACUACUCAGUGGACAUCAGAUAAUGCAUACCAGAGAAAAACUGUAUGAAAGUGUUGUAUGUGGCAAGGAAUUCAGUCAAAAUUCAUACUUUGUAACUCACCAGAGAAUUCACACAGGAGAGAAACCUUACAGAUGUAAUGAAUGUGGCAAAGCAUUUGGUGUUCACAAAGUUCUUAAUGACCAUCAGAAUACCUAUACUGGAGAGAAACCUUACAAAUGUAAUAAAUGUGAUAAAGUCUUCAGUUGCAAGUCAUACCUUGAAAGGCAUCAGAGGUUUUAUAUUGGAGAGAGGCCUUACAUAUAUAAUGAACAUGAGAAAGCCUUCAGUUUCCAUGCAGACCUUUCAUUUCAAUGAAGAGUUCAUUCUGGAGAGAAACCUUACAAAUGUAAUGGAU